UCUUUAACCUCUUCUACUGACUUUCCCUGACCCUCUGCUCAACCAUGCAUCUCUCCUACGCGCAGGCCGCUUUCUCUGUCCUUUCUACCCUCUCCCUCUUCCCUUCCUCCCUGGCGGCCUCUUUGACUAGACGCGCUACCACCUGCAAUGGCCACCCCGAGUUCUGUGACAGGAGCUUCGGAAACGUCUCCUUUGUUGGUGCCCACGACUCCUACGCGGUCGGAACAAACAACUUGGCAACAAAUCAAGAUUAUGACGUGACCCAGCAAUUGAAUGACGGCAUUCGCAUGCUGCAAAUGCAAGCCCAUUUAUCGAGUAACGUUAUUCAUUUGUGCCAUACAAGCUGCAUUCUCUACGAUGGUGGAACGUUGCAGGACUACCUCACCAAGGUCAAAACUUGGAUGGAUGCCAAUACGAAUGACGUUGUUACACUUCUGAUCGUGAACUCGGACCAAAUUACGCCUGCCCAGUUUGAUUCGGUGUUCCAGGCCGCGGGUCUGAAGGAUCUGUCUUACACGCCUUCGUCAUUCCCGGUGACAAACACUCAGUGGCCCACGCUCGGGAGUAUGAUUGACAGUGGUAAGCGGCUAGUGACGUUCCUGGAUGCCGGGGCAGACUCCUCAUCGGUGCCGUACAUCAUUGAUGAAUUCACAAACAUGUGGGAAACGGCAUUUGACGUCACGGAUCCCACGUUCGAUUGCAAUGUGAACAGGACGAAGGGUGACUCGUCAACACAGCUGUACACGAUUAAUCACUUCCUGGACAUGGAUGUGAACAUCAUUGCAUCAACGGUAGCGCCCAACAAGGGCGCGCUGAACACGACGAACGCGGCUAAUGGCACUGGUUCUCUUGGCCUGCAGGCUUCCCAAUGCGGAGCCGAGUAUGGCCGAUACCCUAAUUUCAUGCUCGUCGACUUCUAUGAAUACGGCGGAGGCUCUGUAUUCCAGGUUGCGGCGACGUUGAACGGCGUCACGUACUCUCCCUCGUCGGCGAUCGCCACCCCGAUCCCGGACACGUCAAGCAGCAGCGGCUCAUCGAGCAGUGGCAGUAACAGUGCUGCAUUACCCGCGUUGUCCGUUCCUCAUGGACUGUGGGCGAGCAUGGUGACGUCAGUUGCAGGAAUAGCUGUGGGAGCAUGGACUAUUCUAUGAGUAUUCAUUGAUUGAAGACAUUUAUAAAAAGAGACUAUUUACGGAUUAAUUUUGGAUACGGACCGCAUUAAGCAUUUGAGUAGUAGCCGUGAUUAGAUAGUGUCGGGUCGGGCUCCUGUAACUAUUGAUUGAUUGAUUAUUGUUUGGCCAGGCAGGACAAACGGAGAUUUGAUCUGCUUCCGCCUAUCCUCUAAAAGAUUCCGGCCGG
Molecule: messenger RNA, 1359 nt
Organism: Fomitiporia mediterranea MF3/22
Lineage: Eukaryota; Fungi; Basidiomycota; Agaricomycetes; Hymenochaetales; Hymenochaetaceae
Product: PLC-like phosphodiesterase
Exons: 8
Coding region: 45-1151 (368 amino acids)
Biological process (GO): lipid metabolic process
Molecular function (GO): phosphoric diester hydrolase activity
Source: RefSeq, a predicted model, not a curated record